This is a messenger RNA of Balaenoptera acutorostrata (minke whale), 1133 nucleotides long. It is a transcript of the gene SLC35A1, whose product is annotated as solute carrier family 35 member A1. The record is from RefSeq and is a predicted model, not a curated record. Bases 107 to 1120 code for a protein of 337 amino acids. The transcript has 8 exons. Gene Ontology annotation, cellular component: Golgi membrane. Gene Ontology annotation, molecular function: pyrimidine nucleotide-sugar transmembrane transporter activity. Gene Ontology annotation, biological process: pyrimidine nucleotide-sugar transmembrane transport. NCBI's taxonomy places the organism in Eukaryota, Metazoa, Chordata, Mammalia, Artiodactyla, Balaenopteridae.
GGCCGAGCGGCUUUCGUCUCUAUGACCCAGGAGGCGGUCCCCGGUGCCCUGCGCAGCGCGCGCGAAGGGGGUGAGCGUCAGUUCCGCGCGGUGCUGUCGGGGAACCAUGGCUGCCGUGAGAGAAAAUGUCCAUUUAUUAUUCAAGUUAUACUGCUUGGCAGUGAUGACCCUGGUGGCUGCAACUUAUACCAUAGCUUUAAGAUACACAAGGACAUCAGACAAAGAACUCUACUUUUCAACCACAGCCGUGUGUAUCACAGAAGUUAUAAAGUUAUUGCUAAGUGUGGGAAUUUUAGCUAAAGAAACUGGUAAUCUGGGUAGAUUCAAGGCAUCUUUAAGAGAAAAUGUCUUGGGGAGCCCCAAGGAACUGAUGAAGUUGAGCGUGCCUUCCUUAGUGUAUGCUGUGCAGAACAACAUGGCUUUCCUGGCUCUUAGCAAUCUGGAUGCAGCAGUAUACCAGGUGACGUACCAGUUGAAGAUUCCUUGUACUGCUCUAUGUACUGUUCUAAUGUUAAACAGGACGCUCAGCAGGUUACAGUGGAUUUCAGUUUUUAUGCUGUGUGGAGGAGUCGUCCUCGUACAGUGGAGACCAGCCCAGGCCACGGGAGUCGUGGUGGAACAGAAUCCAUUAUUAGGGUUUGGUGCUAUAGCUGUUGCUGUAUUGUGCUCAGGAUUUGCAGGAGUGUAUUUUGAAAAAGUUUUAAAGAGUUCAGACACUUCCCUUUGGGUGAGAAACAUUCAAAUGUAUCUAUCAGGGAUUGUUGUGACAUUAGUUGGCGUCUACUUGUCAGAUGGAGCUGAAAUUAAAGAAAAAGGAUUUUUCUAUGGUUACACAUAUUAUGUCUGGCUUGUCAUCUUUCUUGCUAGUGUUGGAGGCCUCUACACUUCUGUCGUGGUCAAGUACACAGACAACAUCAUGAAAGGCUUUUCUGCAGCAGCAGCCAUUGUCCUUUCUACCAUUGCUUCAGUGAUGCUGUUUGGAUUACAGAUAACACUCACCUUUGCUCUGGGUACUCUUCUUGUAUGUGUUUCUAUAUAUCUCUAUGGAUUACCCAGACAAGACACUACAUCCAUCCAACAAGGAGAACCAACUUCAAAAGAGAGAGUCGGUGGUGUGUGAUUUUAGCAUCAAA